Colletotrichum phormii is the source of this 922-nucleotide messenger RNA. RefSeq lists its product as uncharacterized. The coding region runs from base 309 to 608 and encodes 99 amino acids. The transcript has 3 exons. The record is from RefSeq and is a predicted model, not a curated record. NCBI's taxonomy places the organism in Eukaryota, Fungi, Ascomycota, Sordariomycetes, Glomerellales, Glomerellaceae.
ACAGACUGGCGGGCGAACGACGUCCACCUCACCUCACCUCAUGCCUUACCACCCUGUCUCACUCACUACGGUGCGCAAGCAGCUCUGCGACGGAAUCCCCUCGACCUUGAAUUCUUCAGUGUUUUCCACCAAAAACUGAGAAGAAGUAUCACCAUAUUUCACCACUCACUUCUCGACCCUCGAGGCCUUUGUUUCAAGUCGUGCUUUCCCUCUGCCAGCACUUGGCGCGUCCUCCCCAUUGUCAACUCGGGAUAUCCAAGGAACCCGCUAUAUACAAUAUCAAAGAAAAUAUUCAACAGCAAAAAACAAUGGCAGCCGGCGGCGCAAAGCUCCAGACCCCCAGCUCCGAGGCCGGCGGAAGCAUCCUAGACAACCCCAAGGCUACUGCGGUGGCGGUAGCGGCCACGCCUAGCUGGAACAACAAGAAGUUCAGAGAAGAGUACGAGUCUUUCAAGGCGAAGCUCCUCGACCAGAGAUUCGACCCCAAACAUUUCCCGGACCCGUUACUUCCAAGAAGCGGCUCUGACCCCCGAAAUAACCCAAAGACGACGCCGGAGGCUGAGCGACGAAUCGACAAGAUUAUUGUCGAGUACAAGACUAGGAGUUAGAGUUGCGGGAUGCGUCGGUCGCCCUUUGAUCUAUUCUAUCGGUUUGGUUGGUUUAAAGGGAGUGGAGGGGCUGAAGAUAUUCGUUGAUUCAUGCUCGAAUCUGCAACUUAGGUAGGAAAAGGACGAAAAGAACAAAACAGAAUCUUGAAGGAUUGUAUCCUCUUCAUUUGUGUAUGCGUGUAUGAAUGUUUCGUCUGCAUCGACUCUUUGUCUAGCUUGUUUGAUGCCCGAAAUAGAGGGCGAGUUUCAAGACCCUUUUCCGCCUCAAAGGAAACACGUUUCAUUCACCUUGUCGUUCCUUCCAUUGUCAAAAC